AUGCAUACGCAUUAUUAUCACUCGUCGACUAACCAAACCCCACCAGGCGCUCCAUAUGAGCUACCUCCGGUGCAGUCGGUUACGUCCUCGGGUCCUUUCCACCUUGGCCCGCCACCUGGGGCCCUUCUUUCUGCUCCCCCAACGAGGCCUGGCAGCGGAUUGACAAUGGCUCAUAUUCUACAGCCGCAGCCUCAACAUCCUCCACCCCCGAUGGUGACGCCUCCCGCGCCGUACCCCCGUUCUUAUGAGUCCAGCAGUUCCCCAGCGGAAGGAGGCACCGCCAUCCUCCCGGAUGCACCUCCGAUCAAUGGCUCCGGGACAGGUACGGCGGGGUUUCUACGCCACAAUGGUGGUGUAGGGCAGCAACAGCAAUCGCAGCCUCUGCAACAGAAGAGGGCAUAUCGCCAGAGAAGGAAAGACCCUAGCUGUGAUGCAUGUCGUGAGCGCAAGGUCAAGUGCGAUGCCUCUGAGUCCGCUAGUUGCACAGAAUGCACAAACCGCAAGGUCCGCUGCCAGUUUACCAAGGAAACCAACAGGCGCAUGUCUUCUAUCAAGCAAGUCCAAGACCUAGAAAAACAGCUCUUGACCACCAAGCAACAACUCCAACAACUACGAUCGGGAAUCUUGAGAUCGGACAACCUGAUGGAUAUAGAGGUUGAUGGAGCGGGACAGCCUCAGUUGAAGCUGCCGGACAUUAGCGACAGACCCUCGCGCCGACAAAAGGCUCCUGUUCAACAGGAUCUAGCCGAUGCCAGAGCGAACCUACGGAACUAUGGAAGGGGAAUCUGGAAGGUUCCUACACCAUAUCGGCAACCUGACGUCACCGGCCAUCUCCUCAACCAGUAUUAUUCCCAUCUUCACUCUACGUUCCCGGUCAUCCACUGGCCGACUUUUCUCGCGGAAUACGAGGAGGUUUACCAAGCAGGCUCCCUCUUAGGGGCUCCUCGCGAAUGGGCCGCCGUUUUAUUUGCUGUCUUCGCAUGCGGUACUCUGUAUACCCUAGGUCCUAAUCGGGAAGAGAUGGGGAAAGAAUUUGUGAGGAUAUCUUGUGGGGUAAUCGAUGUCUGGCAGGACAGUUUCACGCUGGACCAGGCGCGGGCCGCCUUGUUGGUCAGCAUUUUUCUCUACGAAGUCAACUCAAAAUCGGCUAGCUGGGUGUGGAAUGGGUCUGCGGUAAGAGUCGCUCAGGAGAUUGGGUUGCAUUUGGAUUCCGGACCAUGGCCCGCAUUAGAGUGGGAAAUGCGAAAACGUGUGUGGUGGGGAAUGUACACCUGGGAUAGGCUUUUGGCUUUGGAGACGGGGAAACCGGUCCUCAUCAACGACCAGGACUGCGACAUUGGACUCCCGUGCCCUAUUGACGAGCAAUUAAUUUCGGAUAAAUGCGUCCCUGAGACUCAACAGACGACGUCACUCCUUGCCACAAUACAUGUAGUCCGGUCGAUCGGUCAAUUGACCCGUACGCUAAGGAGCACGACAAUCAGCCCCGCGACUCUCGAUACCUUUGAACGGCAUUUCAAUGCGUGCCUCGCCACCUUUCCUGAACAAUACCACCCUAAUUCUGACCAAUUUCUUGACCCUCGAACCCUCGCGCCAAUUAUCUACCUUCAAAACGCCCGCCUCAUCCUCCAUCGUCAUAAUAUCUCCCCAUUUUGUCCUGUUGAUGUUCGAUCAGCAGCGCUUGAUUACUCCGUUUCUGUAUGCCAGGAGACUGCCCGGUUGCUCAUGCGAUGUAUGCAACCCUCCCAUGACUCUGGAAAUGAUGGCUGGCGCACGUUAUUUACCACAUCGGGAGGCACUAUCUUAUGUAGUCACCUCUGGCGUUGCGUGCUCCUACUGCUUUUCCGCCAGGAAUUUGCUGCAGCCUUGGUAUGCGUUCAAGCGAGUGCUGCGAUUGGCGAGUCGCGCGUGGCUAAUAACGCUUGUGGACGCUACACGGCUUUCUUUUUGAAAAGCUUGCUGGAUCGAUUACGCCGUAAUGAAUCUGUGGAUCUCGAGCGUGAUGAAGAGAUGAUUGCUUAUGUGUCUGGGGAUAUGCAAGGCGCAGGCAGUGGUAGCUGGGUUUGGGACGGUAGCGAGACCGGCUCCCAAUUAGAGGAGAUGAUGUCCUCUCGGUUAGAUAGCCCAGCCCAUUCAGGCAUCGGGCCUGGUGGGUCUGCUGAAGACCCUGACCGCUGGGAAGGCUGGGAAUGGAUCGAACGAACGCUCCAAUACCUUGUGAAUGAGAAAGAGAAGCAGCAGCAGCAGCAACGGGACGCUCAACAUCUUCCACAACCAGCAGAACCAUCGUAUCCCGCCAGCGAAUCCGCCACGGGGAGUCCAGAUUCGGUACCCAUUCAAUCGAGUUCAUCGCAUUCCCGAAUGACGAUAGCUAGCAUUAUCUAA
This is a messenger RNA of Aspergillus ochraceoroseus IBT 24754, 2382 nucleotides long. RefSeq names its product transcription factor domain-containing protein. Gene Ontology annotation, molecular function: DNA binding; DNA-binding transcription factor activity, RNA polymerase II-specific; zinc ion binding. Gene Ontology annotation, biological process: DNA-templated transcription; regulation of DNA-templated transcription. The coding region runs from base 1 to 2382 and encodes 793 amino acids. The record is from RefSeq and is a predicted model, not a curated record. Lineage: Eukaryota; Fungi; Ascomycota; Eurotiomycetes; Eurotiales; Aspergillaceae. The transcript is spliced from 5 exons.